Molecule: messenger RNA, 520 nt
Organism: Chlorocebus sabaeus (green monkey)
Lineage: Eukaryota; Metazoa; Chordata; Mammalia; Primates; Cercopithecidae
Gene: IFI27L2
Product: interferon alpha inducible protein 27 like 2
Biological process (GO): release of cytochrome c from mitochondria; intrinsic apoptotic signaling pathway
Cellular component (GO): mitochondrial membrane
Source: RefSeq, a predicted model, not a curated record
GUCUCUCUGGGGCUGCCAGAGUGGGCGUGUCCCUAUUGGGUGGAGGGGGAAGUAACACCGCAACAACGCUGUCAUUUCCUGGGCCGAGUUGUGACCUGGAGACGGCCUCAGCAUGAUGAAACAGGCAGCUGCUGCUGCAGUGGGAGGAGCCCUGGCAGUGGGGGCUGUGCCCGUGGUGCUCAGUGCCAUGGGCUUCACUGGGGCAGGAAUCGCCGCAUCCUCCAUAGCAGCCAAGAUGAUGUCCGCAGCAGCCAUCGCCAACGGCGGUGGGGUUUCUGCGGGGAGCCUGGUGGCUAUUCUGCAGUCUGUGGGAGCAGCCGGACUCUCCACAUCAUCCAACAUCCUCCUGGCCUCUGUUGGGUCAGUGUUGGGGGCCUACUUGGGGAAUUCACCUUCUUCUCUCCCAGCUGAACCCAAGGCUGAAGGAAAUGAGGCAACAGAAAAUGUACCCCAAGGUGAACCUCCAAAACCCCCACUCAAGUCAGAGAAGCCUGAGGAAUAAAGGUCACAUGCAGAUGCA